Molecule: messenger RNA, 1401 nt
Organism: Fragaria vesca subsp. vesca
Lineage: Eukaryota; Viridiplantae; Streptophyta; Magnoliopsida; Rosales; Rosaceae
Product: metacaspase-1-like
Exons: 5
Coding region: 134-1279 (381 amino acids)
Biological process (GO): proteolysis
Molecular function (GO): cysteine-type endopeptidase activity
Source: RefSeq, a predicted model, not a curated record
UAUAAUUCCAAUCGAAAACCCAGCUCAAUUCUUCCUCUCCCUCUCUCUCUCAAUCAAAACCCAAAUUCGAUUCCCAUUCUACCCCCACCCUCCUCUCCAAAUUCCCAUCUCAACCACCACCGCCGCCGCCGCCAUGUACAGCAACAUGCUGGUCAACUGCUCCAACUGCCGCACCCCGCUCCAGAUUCCGCCGGGCGCCGAGUCCAUCCGCUGCGCCCUCUGCCAGGCCGUCACCAUCAUCGGCGACCCACGCGCCCUCCACUCAGCUCCCUCCUCCCACGAGCCCCCACCUCCCGCUCCGUACGGCCACCACGCGCCCCCGCCUCCCUCGCCCUACAACCACGCGCCGCCGGGUCCGCCGCCGAACGUGCACGGCCGGAAGAAGGCGGUGAUCUGCGGGAUAUCGUACAAGUACUCGAGGCAUGAGCUCAAGGGUUGCAUCAAUGACGCCAAAUGCAUGAAGUACCUCCUCAUCAACAAGUUCAAGUUUCCAGAAGAUUCCAUUGUUAUGCUCACUGAAGAAGAAACUCACCCAGCUAAGAUUCCAAAUAAAUACAACCUCAGAAUGGCAUUACAUUGGCUUGUACAAGGAUGUCAACCAGGUGACUCCCUUCUGUUUCACUACUCUGGUCAUGGUUCACGGCAGAGGGAUUAUCGUGGGGAUGAAGUCGAUGGAUAUGAUGAAACUCUUUGCCCCCUUGACUUUGAAACCCAGGGUAUGAUUGUUGAUGAUGAGAUAAAUGCAGCAAUUGUUAGGCCCAUUCCACAUGGGGUCAAGCUUCAUGCAAUUAUAGACUCUUGUCAUAGUGGCACCGUACUGGAUUUGCCAUUCCUUUGCAGAAUGGACAGGGGUGGAAAAUAUGUAUGGGAGGAUCACCGCCCUCGAUCCGGCGAAUGGAAAGGAACAAGUGGUGGAGAAGUUAUAUCUAUCAGUGGUUGUGAUGACAAUCAAACCUCUGCUGAUACAUCAGCUCUAUCCAAGAUCACGUCAACAGGUGCCAUGACUUUCUGCUUCAUCCAAGCCAUCGAGCAAGGACACGCAGCCACAUAUGGGAGCAUACUAAAUGCUAUGCGAAAUACCAUUCGAAAUACGGGUUCUGGUGGUGGUGGUCCUGGCAGUGCUGUUACGUCUCUCCUUGGUGGUAGUAGUGGUGCUGUUACAUCGCUUGUCGGCAUGCUUCUAACAGGCGGAAGUGUUGGUGGUGGUGGGCUAAGACAGGAGCCUCAAUUAACUGCCUGCGAGCCAUUCGAUGUGUACACAAAACCUUUCACCCUAUGAUCUUUUAUAUGUCUACACAGAUCAACAGUUCAUUACUUCUCUUAAAUGUAUUUUAGGCUUUAGAUAAUUGUGAAACGAGUGGUGAUGAGUAAUAAUGAGUAAUAAUCUUUUUUCACAUCCUU